Messenger RNA from Phyllostomus hastatus (greater spear-nosed bat), 6683 nucleotides. It is a transcript of the gene PPP1R12B, whose product is annotated as protein phosphatase 1 regulatory subunit 12B. Gene Ontology annotation, cellular component: cytoplasm; A band; Z disc. The transcript has 25 exons. The record is from RefSeq and is a predicted model, not a curated record. Gene Ontology annotation, biological process: signal transduction. Gene Ontology annotation, molecular function: protein kinase binding; phosphatase regulator activity; enzyme inhibitor activity. Lineage: Eukaryota; Metazoa; Chordata; Mammalia; Chiroptera; Phyllostomidae. Bases 167 to 3115 code for a protein of 982 amino acids.
AGUCCAGGGAGCGCGCCGGGGGCGCGGGCGGCGGAGCAGUAAAGAUGGUGGCGCGCGGGUCUCCGCCUUCUGCUCCCGGCUGACGCGCUCUGAAGGAGGCGGCGGCGGCCCCCGGGGCGGCCGUGACCUAGCGGCGGCGGCGCGGCCGCGGCCGCCGGCCCGAGCGAUGGCCGAGCUGGAGCACCUGGGCGGGAAGCGAGCCGAGUCGGCGCGCGCGCGGCGGGCGGAGCAGCUGCGGCGCUGGCGGGGCUCGCAGACGGAGCAGGAGUCCGCCGAGCGGCAGGCGCGCUCCAGCCGCGGCGCCCCCCGGGUGCGCUUCGAGGACGGCGCGGUCUUCCUGGCCGCCUGCUCCAGCGGGGACACGGACGAGGUGAAGAGGCUGCUGGCCCGGGGGGCCGACAUCAACACGGCCAACGUGGACGGCCUCACCGCCCUGCACCAGGCCUGCAUCGACGAGAACUUCGACAUGGUGAGGUUCCUGGUGGAGAGCGGGGCCGCCGUGGACCAGCAGGACAACGAGGGCUGGACGCCCCUCCACGCGGCGGCCUCCUGCGGCUACCUCAACAUCGCAGAGUACUUCCUCGACCACGGGGCCAGCGUGGGCGUCGUCAACAGCGAGGGCGAGGUGCCCUCCGACCUCGCGGAGGAGCCUGCCAUGAAGGACCUCCUUCUGGAGCACGUGAAGAAGCAAGGGGUCGACCUGGAGCAGGCGCGGAAGGAGGAGGAGCAGCGGAUGCUGCAGGACUCCAGGCAGUGGCUCAACAGCGGCAAGGUCCAGGACACCAGGCAGCCCCGCUCCGGGGCCACCGCGCUGCACGUGGCUGCCGCCAAGGGCUACUCCGAGGUCCUCAGGCUGCUGGUCCAGGCCGGCUACGACCUGGACGUGCGGGACCACGACGGCUGGACGCCCCUGCACGCCGCUGCGCACUGGGGCGUGAAGGAGGCCUGCUCCAUCCUGGCCGAGGCCCUCUGCGACAUGGACGCCCGGAACAAGCUGGGCCAGACCCCAUUCGACGUGGCCCACGAGGGCCUCGUGGAGCACCUGGAGAUGCUGCAGAAGAAGCAGAGCGUGCUCCGGAGCGAAAAGGAGGCGCGGAGUGCGCUCAUCGAGUCGGGCCUGAGCGGCGGCGGGCUGCAGGGCGGACCCCUUCGGAACAAAGAGAAGCUGCUGUACGAGGAGGAGACGCCCAAGGCCCAGGAAGUGGAGGAGCAAGACAAGGAGUCCAGCAGCUCCAGCUCGGAGGAGGAGGGCGAGGACGAAGCCUCAGAGUCCGAGGCUGAGAAGGAGGCAGAUGGGGAGCCUGAGGCCGUGAGCAGCCUCUCCAGCCCGGAGAGCAAGGGCUGCGGGGAGGAGCCCGUCCCGGCCCCAGCCCUGAACCCCUCCGCCACCCCGGCCCGGAAGCCCUGCAGCGUCUUGAACAAGCCGGAGGAGCCCAGAGACGAGUCCCCCUCCUCCUGGCGCCUGGGCCUCAGGAAGACCGGCAGCCACAACACACUGAGCACGGCCACCGACGCCCGGGAGGCCGCGAGGGACCGGGGCUCCGCCCUCUGCCGCUCCGCCUCCAGCCCCCGCGUCUCCUCCCUCCUGGACAACAGGGACAAGGACAGAGACGGCAGAAGCUACUUCAGCUCCCUGGCGCCCCGGAGGUUGGGCAGCCCUCGCGACGCCGAGGAGAAGGAGAACAGAGAGUCGGCGGCGAACCUGGUGCGGAGCGGCUCGCACGCCCGGCCGCCGCGGAGGGACGAGGCCAAGGGGCACGAGGCGCCACAGACCGCCACCCCCUCCACCUAUGUGUCGACCUACCUGAAGAGGGUCCCCAGCAAGUCCCCGGCUGACGCCCCCGCAGAGAAGGCAGACUCUGUUUCGUCCAGCACCCCGCUGUGCGUGAUCACCAACCGCCCCCUGCCCGGCUCUGCCAAUGGGCUCUCGGCAGCCACUCUGCUGUCCGCGCCCGGCUCGGACUCCUCCGCGGCAGCCAGGGACCGGCGGAGGUCCUACCUGACGCCCGUCCGGGACGAGGAGGCCGAGUCUCUGCGGAAGGCGCGCUCCAGGCAAGCUCGGCAGACCCGCAGGUCCACGCAGGGAGUGACACUCACGGACCUGCAGGAGGCAGAGCGGACCUUCAGCCGGUCGCGGGCCGAGCGGCAGGCCCAAGACCAGCCUGGCCGGAAGCCCGUGGGCACGGAGGGGCCAGAGGGCCAAGCCGAGAGGCCUGAGCCAGCCACGGCCACCGCAGAGGAGGCCGGGGAGGGCCGCCAGCCCUCGGGCCAGGGUCUGCGGGAAGAGCCUGCACCCGGCCCCCCGAGGGCUGCGGCCCAGCCCGACGAGCCCGCGCCGGCCGCGUCCCCGGCCGCCUCGGGGCCCUCCCUCUACACCAGCUCCUACCUGCUGCGGGCGGGCAGACCCUCGGCCCCCAGCCCGGAGCGUCUGGGGACGGAGGGGGCGGACCCCAACGAGACCGAAGAAGCAGGUGUGGACGACCCGUCCGCUGGCGGGCUGUCCCUCCGUGAGAGGCGGCGGCUCAGGGAGCGGCGGAGAGGCACGGGCAUCAGCUUCUGGACCAAGGACGGCGACGAGGCCGAUGGCUCUGAGGAGGCGAGAGAAGCGUGGCACGAAAGGCUCUCCAGGUUGGAGUCCGGGAGUAGCAAUCCCACUGCCGGCGACUCCUACGGCGACCGGGCGUCCGCGAGAGCCCGCCGGGAGGCCCGGGAGGCCCGCCUGGCCACGCUGACCGGCCGCGGGGAAGAGGGCAGCGGCAGGGACUACAAGAAGCUCUACGAGAACGCCCUGACCGAGAACCAGAAGCUGAAGGGCAAGCUCCAGGAGGCCCAGCUGGAGCUGGCGGACGUCAAGGCCAGGCUGGAGAAGAUGGCCCAGAGACAGGAGAAGGCUCCGGAGAGGUCCUCGAUGCUGGAGGUGGAGAAGCGGGAGCGGCGCGCCCUGGAGCGGAAGAUGUCCGAGAUGGAGGAGGAGAUGAAGAACCUGCACCAGCUAAAACAGAUCCAAACGCUGAAGCAGAUGAACUCGCAGCUGCAGGCCGAGAACAGGGCGCUCGCCCGCGUGGUGGCCCGGCUCUCGGCGUCCGCGGAGGCUGCGCCGCCGCAGGGGCCGUAGCUGCGGCCCCUCCUCCACCGCUGCAGGUGCUGACAGAGCUGAAGUCCGACAACCAGAGGCUGAAAGACGAGAACGGCGCCCUCAUCAGGGUCAUCAGCAAACUGUCCAAGUAGCGCGGCCGUGGCCGAGGAGGCCUGGCCGGCCCUCGGGCCCCCCACCCCCCCGCCGUCCCUGCCCGCCCGGGGAGGGUGUGCGAUGAGAGGCCACCUGCCCCGCGGCCACCAUUCUGCCCCUCUGCACCCUGCUCCACGCGCACCUCUUGGGUCCCCCGCCCCAGCGGGGCCUCUGGGGGGCCAGCGCCGGCCCAUGCGGGGUGCCGGACGGGGGGGACCACACCACUCGAGGGCCUGUUUCUGCUGCAUCCCAGGCACGAGCGCGAGAGGCCCUGCUCGCUGCCACCUCUCGGGACCUGGCUUCCCUGCUCCUCGUGCUGGUGGCUCCGGGCCACCCACCGGCCCCCACCCCCGUGGUCCUCGCCCGGGCUCAGGGGGUCCCGGUCCGAGGAGGGGUGGCGGGGGUCCGGGCAGUGGGGUGGGCGCGGGUGGGGACCCUGAGGAUGGGCAGCUGGCGCGGGAGGUGUGGGGUGAGAGUUUCUGGUGGCCGCGUGUAGAGAGGGACGUUGGUGUCCUGAGACGCCAGCAGAAGUCUCAGAAGUUGGCAGGGUGACCAUCGUGGAGUCAGAGUCCUUUGGUCCAGCUUUGCACCCUCAGGUGGCCUCUGGGUCAUGGUCACUCAAAAGCUGGGCGGCUCCGGCAGCCAGGGAGCUGCCCUGAUGUUGGGGGAGGCCCGUGGGUGCCCCGAGGGGUCCCAGGCCCUUCAGCCCUCGCACUGUGUGGGUGGCCUCACCCCCCUCCCGGCGCAUGAACCCUCGGCCUCCAGACAACCCCCCCACCUGGCAGCAGCGUGUGCCGGCCCGGCUGUCCGGCCACACUCGUCGCCCUCGGACCCCGUCCCGCACGAGGGCCGGCGUCAGCUCGAGGGUGUCUGCCUGUCUCGGGCGUCUUGGCCGUCGGUUCUGCAUGCGGGUCCCUCACACGCUGCUGGUCCCCGCAGCCGGGUCGCUGCGCCGGUUCUCAGCAAGGCUUGCACUUGCCUCUGCCCCCGCCCCCCCCCCCCCCCGUGCCCCUCCGCUCGUCACCCAGCUUGGGGACUCGGGACCCGAGUCUGAGCGCACAGGGCCCACCGCCCCCACCCUCUGCCCCAGCAGCUCCCUCGGCUGGGACCAGCGUGGUGCCGGCGAGCGUGGAAGUGGGUCUCGGGGACUCUGGCUCCGGUGGGAUGUCGCCCACCCACAGGCACUGCCCUGCCCCUCUGGGGACCCAGAGCCGGCGAGUCCCCUGGCUGCUCUCUGGCCACGCUGGGGACAGACGGGGCGGCCGCCCCUUUCUCAGGAAGACAGCCGAGCUGCGGGAGGCGUCCCCGCCCUCCCCCCAGGGGGCUGUGGGGCCAGCCCUGCCGUGCCUUCCCGUGCGGACGGCGCGGGGACUCGGUGGCUGCCCCUCCAUGUCAAAGAUGCCUUUUCUUGCCAGAAAGUUUCCUUGUGACGAAGUCACGCACUUCUCAACCUCAGGAAUCCUGGGUCCCGUGGCUGUGCCCGCCCCCCUGUGGCCACCGGCUGUCACCUCCGUCACGGCGCCUCCCGGGGCUCAGGACCAUCCCCACGGCUGCUGCCCGCGGCACAGACCCCGGGGUUGCCGCCAACAGCCCCUGGCCGGGCGCCGGGCCUGCGUCAGGGCCGCUCCGCUCCUCGGGGCCCCCGCCGCUCUCGUCCGAGACCACGGCGGCACCGACGGCUCUGAGACCCCCGGGGAGGGUGGUGUCGGGCCGUCGACUGGGGCCAGUCACCCACGUCCCCUGCCCUAAGUAAGACGUGUGCUUACCGGACCCUUCCACUCAGGAAGCGAGGAGGCUGCAGCCCCUCUCACCGGCCUGUGGCCCCGCGGAAGCCAGCGGCCGCCGUCCCGCCCAGCCCCCGGCUCUCCCUGGCAGGGCCCUUUCUGCCCCGCCGGGCACUCACCCCCCGUGAGGCAGGCACGUGGGCCCACGAGAGUGUGGCGGGCACAGCACCUCACGGUGUUGCCAGCAAGGCUUCCCGGGGGGGGGGGGGGUGCCAACCGAACCCCGAGGCCAGGCGGGCGGCCAGGACGGUCCUGUGACCCACCGAGCAGCGGCGAAAACAGAGGCCGGGGUGGGGGGGGCCGGGUGCAGCUGGGGUCCUCAUGUUGAGGGGCAUCUUCCCCUGCGGGGGGCAGGGACCCCACGCUGGGAAGAGGCAGAAGGCUGGGUCCUGGGGAGCAGAGUGGGCUGCUGGCUGCCAGCACAGGUGAGGGGCACAGAAGCUGAGUUCCUGCAGGGAAGCCGGUGGGGCUCCCCGGUGGGAGCCCCCUCCCAUGUGGGCCCUGACCUGCUUGGGGCUGGUGGCCCCCUCCAGGUCGGCUACUGACCGCCCGUGUGCUGCCGAGAUGGGCUUGGCGGCAGCCCGGGACCCACCGUUGUCACAGCUGCCGGGGGACGAGGGGCCCCGGGGCCGGAAGCCGGCAGAGCUCCCGGGCCGCAGGUGCAUGGGGGGGAAGAGGGUGUGGGUCCCCGGCAGCUGCAGCUGGGGGCCAGGCCCGCACCCGUGGGCCCUCGAGGAGAAGGGUCCUGGGGGGCGGUGAGGUGAGGACUGCGGCCCAUCUGCCGGCCGACCUCGGGGGGGUCUGGGUCCGUGGGGACAGCCCCGCCCUGCGAGUGGCCACCGCGGCCUCCCCACUGGGACGGGGACUCUCCCUGACAGACGUCCCCGGGAACGUCCCCGGGGGCCCCUGGAGGUGACAUCGGGGCGCUCUGUGUCCAUCCACCCUCCCCACCCCGCUCCCCACUCCCUCGGAGACGACGGUGCUCCAGGAAGGUUUCCCCGGAACCGGCCGCCACCACCCCCUCCCGCCCGGGACCUGAGGGCCCCGGUGGGGGCGGCGCCCCGCGGGCGGCCACUCUGCCGCCCCAGACAGCGCCGGCCGGAGCCUGCGGGGCGGCCCGGGCCUGCAGAAGGCGAGCGCCUCGCGUGUGCUCUGCAGCCUGGUCCCCGCGCUCCCGGAGCCUGGGCCGGGGGCUCGGGGAGGGUGCGGUCCCCGCGCCAGCGCCCCUGGGCCCCCACUGGCGCCCCCAGGUGCGUCCCUGAGGAGGAAAAGGCUGCCGCCCCACGCGUCUGUCCGGGACGAGAGUCUGACGCACACCCUCCGCCUCGCACGGGGUCCGACGGGGCCCGGCCCCCCACCGCGUCUGCUCCCCGCCCGCCGCGCCCCCCGGCCCCCCGCCCGCCGGCACAGAGGGCGGUGUGGCUGCACUUCAGCCCCUUGUAAAUACCUGGGAGGCCGGGGCCGGCCGCUUUGUGAGCCGAAUGUAUCUUUAUGCAACUUCGAGUGGCCUUUCAGCCCUGAGCCCAGCGGGCUUGUCCUCCCGGUGGCGGUCACGUCACAUGACACGUGUCCCGCGCUUCAGCGUGCGGGGGGCACCGUUCACGCCUGUGUGAUGCCUGUGAGCACGACAGUGUUUGUAAGCGAGGAAAUAAAGCUGUUUCUGCCGUGUG